This is a messenger RNA of Solenopsis invicta (red fire ant), 974 nucleotides long. RefSeq lists its product as uncharacterized. NCBI's taxonomy places the organism in Eukaryota, Metazoa, Arthropoda, Insecta, Hymenoptera, Formicidae. The transcript is spliced from 4 exons. The record is from RefSeq and is a predicted model, not a curated record. Bases 95 to 775 code for a protein of 226 amino acids.
CAAGGUCUGUGUAAUGUAAUGAUUUACGUUUCAACUAUGCCUCGCUCUUAAAUGAAGACGAUAAUAAUAGUAAUAAUAAUAAUAUAUUUUAAUAAUGCAAUUUUCAGUUGCCAAUUCAAAUAGAAAUAAAGAAAACGUUCCAACCGACAAUACAUUAAACGACAACGCAGUGGAUGAAGUAAAUUAUAUAAAACUGUCACAAUCGACUUUAAAAGAAAUACUAACUGAAAUAAAAGAAAUAAGAAAGGGACAAGAUAAAAUACUUCAAAAAAUAAAUAAUUUGGAAAACAAAUCAAAAAGUAGUAAAGAUAUUUUACAAGCUGUUCAGGAAUUGAACCUUCCGGUGCAAACUGUAGAACAGUUUCAGAUUUUAAUAAAAGAUGAAAAAGCAUUAUCCAUUUUGGAACGAUAUUUUAUCCUUCUUGGGGGACUGAACAUUUCAAAUGCAUUAGAUGGCUUCUUGAAGGCAAGUGUAACGGAUAAAUUAAUUAAGACAUCUUUUACAUGGAAAGAGGGUGAACAAAAAAUUCGGUUUCGGGAAACGCCUUUAAGUCUACGAUAUUAUGGUGCUCUUCGACAAAUUGAACAAUUUAAAAAUACCUCUAUUAAAGAGUUUGAAGUGGAAAUGGCCAAAGUAAUAAAAAAUGCACAACAGCGUCACUACAUGGUUCAACAUAGAGUAAUGCAAGUAAGCUCCAGUGCUUUGCAACGAUCUAAAAUGGAAGAGGAGCUUGCGGCUAACUAUGCGUCAGCUGCCGCUCGUAAUCGACAGUAAUCGAGUAAUUAUCCUAACCCUUCGUAUGAUAUAAGCUAAUUAAUAUAAUACGUAUACAUAUAAUAUAAUACAUAUACUUUAUUUAUGUCAUUAAUAAUAUUUAUUGUGAUAUAAAUAAAUAACUGUAAUAAACAUCUGCACAUCUAACAUGAAAUAUAUAUACAAAUUGUGAUAAAAUAAAACUUAAAUAUAUAUUUUC